GGGCCGGGGGGUGGGGGAGUCACAGAGAGAGUAGUACUACGAGCUGCGACGGCGAUGAGGUAUCUAGGGUUUCGGUGGGGACGAAGCUUGCUUCGCGAGCUCCAUAGAUUUCGAUCCUUCGAUUCUCCAUGUUCUCCGGUCUCAAUUCCCUACAGGGAGCCAUUAAUGCGUUCGAUCUCGGUGGCCUCUCAUUCGCCUCCGCGAUUAUACUCCACUGAACUGCAUCCGCAACUUCCUGCUAACCUUCUUAAAAUCAUGGAGCAAAGAAUGAUUUCUAUCGAACAGAGAAGCGCGCACCUUCAGGAGCAAAUUAAUCAGACAGCCAGCAGCAUCGGCAGAAGAAUAUUCAAGGGCCAAUAAGGAGCUUCAAAAACUAGUGUACUCUACGAAGCUGAUUAACGAAUUGAGAGCUAAGAAGGAGGAGAUUGACAGUCUGAGGUCAUUGAUAUCCAACUCUAAUGAAGACAAAGAAAUGCGCGAUUUGGCAGCAGUGGAAUUGGCCGAAGCUGUUGAGGAGGAGAAAAGGCUGCAGUAUUUACUGUUUAAGUCGUUUCUUCCAAAGGAUGAUGCUGAUGAGAAGGAUUGUAUAUUGGAGGUGAGAGCAGGAACUGGAGGUGAAGAAGCUUCUUUAUUUGCUAUGGAUGUAUUUAAAAUGUAUGAGAAAUACUCUCAGAAGAAUGGCUGGAAAUUUGAUGUUGUACAAAUAAUGGAGUCUGAUCUAAAAGGAUACAAGGAAGCUAGUGGAACAAUAUCAGGCCAAGGUGCAUACGGAAGGCUUAAGUUUGAGAGUGGCAUUCAUAGAGUUCAGCGAAUCCCAGUGACAGAGAAGUCGGGACGGGUGCAUACAAGUGCUGUAUCUGUUGCUAUUCUUCCUCAGGCUGAUGAGGUUGAUGUUCAAUUGCGAAAUGACGACCUGAAAAUUGAUACAUACAGAUCUGGUGGUUGUGGAGGCCAGUCUGUCAACACCACCAACAGUGCUGUUAGGAUUACCCAUAUCCCUACUGGAAUAACUGUUGCUAUACAAGAUGAAAGGUCGCAACACAUGAACAAGGCUAAAGCUCUGAAAGUGCUACGCGCAAGAUUAUAUGAAAUGGAGAGGUCUAGGCUACAAAAGAGCAGAUCAAAACUUAGAUCAGAGCAGAUUGGAAGCGGUGACAGGUCUGAGCGGAUCCGGACAUACAAUUUCCCUCAGGGUCGAGUCACUGAUCACCGCAUCGGGAUCACUCAUCACUCUAUGGAGGAUGUUUUGGAAGGGGAUAGCCUAGACGUUUUCAUUGAUGCGCUUCUUCUGCAAGAGGAGAUGGAUGCGAUUGCAUCAUUUGGCUCAUAGUUAUUCAAUUUUCUUUUCUCUUUUUUGAGUCAGGAAAUAUAGUUUAUUUCAAAAUUGAUCAAAGCAGGUAGCCUUAUAGGGUUUUUUUUUUACCCAGUAGUAUGAGUCUAUGACCCAUUUUCAUUUUCGUGUUUGUAGUGGUAGCUAAAUCAUGCAGCAAGUUGAUAUAGUGGAGAGGUCAUCAUCCUAAUGUUGUGAAUCUACUGUUGGAGCGGAAUGUGUAUUAAUGUAGUCUCACACUCUCACUUACCAUUUGGCAAGUAACGUCUAUUAUUUUCCCCUCUUUA
This is a messenger RNA of Ananas comosus (pineapple), 1617 nucleotides long. RefSeq names its product peptide chain release factor 1. Gene Ontology annotation, biological process: translational termination. The coding region runs from base 473 to 1330 and encodes 285 amino acids. Lineage: Eukaryota; Viridiplantae; Streptophyta; Magnoliopsida; Poales; Bromeliaceae. The transcript is spliced from 11 exons. Gene Ontology annotation, molecular function: translation release factor activity, codon specific. The record is from RefSeq and is a predicted model, not a curated record.